Messenger RNA from Prunus persica (peach), 888 nucleotides. Its product is annotated as UPF0678 fatty acid-binding protein-like protein At1g79260. The transcript is spliced from 4 exons. The coding region runs from base 109 to 591 and encodes 160 amino acids. NCBI's taxonomy places the organism in Eukaryota, Viridiplantae, Streptophyta, Magnoliopsida, Rosales, Rosaceae. The record is from RefSeq and is a predicted model, not a curated record.
UUAGACGAUGACGAUUGAACUUGGUACUUGACAGUAGGCCGCAGAGCAAAGACAAAAGAAGACGAGAAUAGCAACGCCUGUAUUGUGAGCUUGGUGGAGAAGAAGAACAUGGAGGAUACUACAGAAUCACCGGCUAUACACCCAGCAAUAGCACCACUCUCAUACCUGCUGGGAACAUGGAGAGGCCAAGGGGAAGGUGGGUUUCCCACCAUCAACUCCUUCUCGUACGUUGAACAACUCCAUUUCUCUCACUCUGGCAAGCCCUUCAUAGCUUACACUCAGAAGACCUGGAAAUUGAACUCUGGGGAGCCUAUGCACGCUGAGAGUGGCUUUUGGAGACCCAAACCAGAUGGUACUAUUGAAGUUGUCAUUUCCCAAAGCACUGGCCUUGUUGAAGUUCAGAAAGGGACAUACAGUGCAGAAGAGAAAGUAAUAAAGCUUCAAAGUGAGCUUGUCGGCAAUGCUUCUAAGGUGAGAGAGAUAACCAGAGUUUUUAAGUUGGUAGAUGAAGAACUGUUUUAUGAGGUUAAGAUGGCUACAAAUCUCACAAGUCUUCAACCACAUCUGAAAGCUUCGCUCCAAAGAAUCUGAAGCAACUAUGUUGAAGAAAAAGUGAAGUUUACAAAUUAGCCUCGGAUUUCUAUUCGUAGGUCAUUGCUCUUAUGAAUUUGUUGCAGCUAUCCUCCAGAUUCCACUAUGGCCCAAAGCGGAUAUUAGAGGUACAAAGAAAACCAAGAUAGAUGUUUGCUUUUUUGUAAAUUUAUGGUUUCAUCCCUCGACUUGGUAAUUUCUAGUGAUACACGAAUAACCCUUGCGCAAACUUUGGAUUCAUCUAUCUCAAUGUGACAGACAUUGUUGAAGGCUGUAAUGUUAUUGAAAAGUUGCUAA